Molecule: messenger RNA, 453 nt
Organism: Parnassius apollo (apollo)
Lineage: Eukaryota; Metazoa; Arthropoda; Insecta; Lepidoptera; Papilionidae
Source: the annotation of a GenBank genome assembly
AUGAACUUUAAUAAUAUUACAAGUAAAAUACUUUUCUUAAGACUUCUGUCGAAAAGAUUUUAUUCAAAAAUACCUGCAGUGCCAGUUGUUACAUUGGAAAAACAAAGCCCUAAGUUGAAAGUUGAUACAAACACUAUAGCUCUUUUGGAGAGACUUUCUUUAGUUAAAUGUGAUAAUGUAGAGGGAGUGGAAAUAUUAGAAGAUUCUAUAUCAUUUGCUGACAAAAUCCUUCAUAUAAAUACAGACAAUGUCGAACCACUAUAUUCAGUUUUAGAAAAUGAAAAUCUUAGUCUUCGUUUUGAUAAGAUAACACAAGGAAACUGUCAAACAGACAUACUUAAAAAUGCCACAGUAACUGAAGAUGAUUACUUUGUUGCCCCACCAGGCAAUAUUCCAUUACAUGAAGUACAUGAUAAUGAAUGUAACCAGUCUUUAAAGGAAAAUGAGAACUGA